This is a messenger RNA of Epinephelus fuscoguttatus (brown-marbled grouper), 1024 nucleotides long. RefSeq names its product RAD52 motif containing 1 (gene rdm1). Bases 60 to 887 code for a protein of 275 amino acids. Lineage: Eukaryota; Metazoa; Chordata; Actinopteri; Perciformes; Serranidae. Gene Ontology annotation, cellular component: nucleolus. Gene Ontology annotation, molecular function: RNA binding. The transcript has 8 exons. The record is from RefSeq and is a predicted model, not a curated record.
CCUCAGCGGAAGCGCGGUUAUUCCUGUUUGUUCGAUGGAGACAGAAAAGUGACGGUGUGAUGGAGGUGGACAUCCUGGAGUUCAAGGUUCCCGUGGACAACAAUAAGACUCUGUUUGUGUGGGACAUCCAGCCGUCUCACACUGAGGACCAGAUCUACGAGGGGUUGUACAGCGUGUUCUCGUCCUACGGUCCUCUCUACCUGCUGAAGGUGUGUCCUAACGCUCCGCUCAACCCGCCUGGUUUCUACGCCCUCAUCAAGUUCUACUCUGCUGCUCAGGCCUUAAAGGCUCAACAACAGACUGAUGGACGCCCACUGUUCCAGAACUCUCCACUCAAGGUGAGGCUGAGCUCCAAACAGACUCCUCACUUCCUGUUGGACAGCAGCAGACCUCUGAGCCACGCCCGCUGCCUUGAACUGGCCAAUCACUGCCUGGGAUUUAACGGCUGGACCUCUGACAUCAUCACACUGAAGGAGCUCACCAACGAAGAAGAAGGUGAGGAGGAGGAGGAAGAGGGAGGAGUCAGACGGAGGAGGCUGAGGUUUGGCUGUCUGCUGCAGCUGUCCUUCCCUCAUCACGGUCAGGUGACCAGAGCAGCAGCCGUGGUGGAGGACAGCUUCACCUGCUCAGGUCCAGAUGUUCUGAUACAGAAACGAUGUCGAUUACAGAAGCAGGUCAGAGAGAAGGCUCUGGUCCAGGCCUUCACUGCUGUACUGCUCAUAUUACUGGGAAAUGGUAAAGUGAUGGUGGAGGUGAAACAGACAUCAGAUCAGUUCCUGCCUGAGCAGACUGAAGGAGUCCUCCAGGUGAGGGAGUUUUCCUGGAGUGACUUUGCUCCUGAUGAAGAGGAGGGUGAUGAUGAAGACUGGGAUCUGACUGUAUCGUAGGGAUUCAGAGGACAUUGGGACAGACUCAGAGGACAUUGGGACAGACUCAGAGGACAGUUUCAUGUUGAUGUUUAAUAUAUUUAUAAAAUGAGUUUUAUGUCUGUUACCCGUCAGUUUGCUGUUUGAAAUAAAGUGAA